CAAAAUUGUUCGCUGUCCAUAUUCAUAUUACAACUCAAAUCUCUAGGACUCGUUGCACCAUUAUGAUCCAACCUCGAGCGAAUGAUUGAUCCAGAGGAUGCAUGGGCUAGAAAAAGCGGUAGUGGACGUCAGUCGUACAAAAUUGAUUGCAGUUGACGUUGUCACUGACUCGCAGCAUGCGUUUCAUAUCACUGCCACCUCCUCACAACUUGAUUCCCGCCAGAAGUAUGUGCACAGUGCACACACUCAAAAUGAUAUGCGUCUGCACUCGCGUUUGACAAUCGCCCAGGCACUUCUAUUAUAUCAAUGUUGGUCACUUGUCGUUCAUCAAUCACGGAACUCCUUAUUCAGCUUCGAAAUGAGCUCUGCAGCAUGUUUGUGCACGGACGGCUGCAGGUUCUUAGUUCUGACUGUCGGCGACAUUGUAAUUGGAUCAGACUCGACGUACCUGGCACAUCGGAUAUACCACCCGCCAUAUGGUCAAUUUGCGUCAUCGCACCCUCAUUUACUACCCUUUACGAGUUGGCUUUGUCUUCUCAGCAUCCAAGUUACCGAUCCUGUUGAGGCUGCGGCUGUUUCCGAUAUUGCCCAGCCUUACGCUAUGCUGCAUGCAAUACUUUUUGCUACACAAAUGACUAUGUUCAGAGAAAUCACAUACAGCGAGAGCUUGCUAUUAUGCAAAUCUCUGAAUCACCGUUGGUAAUCGCCAUCGUGACCAACACUAAGAAAUUAGUAGACGCCUUGAAGGGCUGGAAAGACUACGAUGCCGAGUAUUUUGACUUCC
Molecule: messenger RNA, 784 nt
Organism: Suillus bovinus
Lineage: Eukaryota; Fungi; Basidiomycota; Agaricomycetes; Boletales; Suillaceae
Exons: 7
Coding region: 98-703 (201 amino acids)
Source: RefSeq, a predicted model, not a curated record